GCGGCCCGCCGGCCGGGCUUCCACGGCUUGUCCUUCUGUGAUUCUCCCCCAAGUCCUGAAGUCGAACCUCCGAGGCGACACGGCGGCUUCAGCCGACUUCUUCCCUUUCCUGUGCCUCCCCAUGGAUAUGCACUGCAAAGCAGACCCCUUCUCCGCGAUGCACCCAGGGCACGGGGGUGUCAACCAGCUCGGGGGGGUGUUUGUGAACGGCAGGCCCCUACCGGACGUGGUGCGGCAGAGGAUCGUGGAGCUGGCUCACCAGGGCGUGCGCCCCUGCGACAUCUCCCGGGAGCUGCGGGUCAGCCACGGCUGCGUCAGCAAGAUCCUGGGCAGGUACUACGAGACCGGGAGCAUCAAGCCCGGCGUGAUCGGCGGCUCCAAGCCGAAGGUCGCUACCCCGAAAGUCGUGGAUAAAAUCGCCGAGUACAAAAGGCAGAACCCCACCAUGUUCGCCUGGGAGAUCCGCGACCGGCUCCUGGCCGAGGGCAUCUGCGACAAUGACACGGUCCCUAGCGUCUCCUCCAUCAACCGGAUCAUCAGAACCAAAGUACAACAGCCUUUCCACCCAACACCAGAUGGGAGCGGAGCAGGGGUAACUGCACCUGGACAUACUAUAGUUCCCAGUACAGCAUCCCCUCCUGUCUCCAGUGCCUCCAAUGAUCCAGUGGGCUCCUACUCCAUUAAUGGGAUUCUGGGGAUUCCUCGGUCGAAUGGUGAGAAGAGGAAGCGUGAUGAAGAAGUAUCUGAGGGCUCGGUCCCCAAUGGUGAUUCCCAGAGCAGUGUGGAUAGUUUGCGGAAGCACCUUCGUGCCGACACUUUCACACAACAGCAGCUGGAAGCAUUAGAUCGGGUCUUCGAGCGGCCUUCUUACCCUGAUGUCUUUCAAGCAUCAGAGCACAUCAAAUCUGAGCAGGGUAAUGAGUAUUCCCUCCCAGCUCUGACCCCUGGUCUUGAUGAAGUCAAGUCAAGUCUAUCCACCUCUGCUAACCCAGACCUGGGGAACAACGUGUCAGGACCCCAGACAUACCCUGUAGUGACUGGUCGUGACAUGGCCAGCACAACCUUGCCUGGCUACCCACCACAUGUUCCACCAACUGGACAAGGCAGCUACCCAACCUCAACUCUUGCAGGAAUGGUGCCUGGGAGUGAAUUCUCAGGCAAUCCUUACAGCCAUCCUCAGUACACAACCUACAAUGAGGCCUGGAGGUUCAGCAAUCCUGCAUUACUAAGUUCCCCUUAUUAUUAUAGUGCCACAUCCCGGGGCUCCGCACCUCCCACUGCUGCCGCUGCCUAUGACCGCCACUAGUUACCAUGGAAACCACAUGAAACUGCAGGGUGACAGCCUAGGCCUCCAUAUUGUACCUGUCUGAUGGACAUUCUGCACCACCUGGAAGAAGACAACAUCCCUCCCUUCCCCCUUCUACCCCUCACUAUUCUUUCAGACUGCAGAAUUUACUGUCAACACAAGAUUGAAAAUGUCAUGUCCCUUGCAGUCUAGCCAAGCUACUCCAUUGGGUGAUGGCAAAACCAAGUUUGUGGCCAGUGGUUCUGCUGUCACUGCAGUACUUCAGACUCCUCCUUGGUGAAUUCUUCAGUUCCUUCCACACGAGGCUUCUCUAACUGUAAGAAGAAUAUAACUUGUGGAGAGUGGCGUGGGCAGGCAGUAGCAGAGGUGAAUGCUGCUUAUAAUUCAUUGUUCCCCCCUAAGAUGAUCUUCUAUGAAAAACAACUCAGAAUGAUCAACAGUCAAAUUUCCAGAAGCCUGAGGGAACCAUGUGGCUCAGCUAAUGAAGGGGGAAAGACUCUGCAUCAUCCACUGUGUUUCACAAAAGUUUCCUUGUGUGGUACAUUUCCUCCCAUUCCUCUAUAGGUUGGUUGAAGUAAUUAGGCCUUGCUUUCUUCUCAAUGUCACCUGAAGAUUGACCAUUUCCAUCCUGUUUGUCAUAAUCUUACAAGCUGAAGGUGAACAAGCAAUCACACUCAUAAAACAUAUACAGAGUCAAGUCAGAUAGGAGGAUGGAGUGAUGUCAACCAACCAUCAAAAUGAAGAACUAUACAAGUGGAUAUAUAAAUAUAACUGUUUUUAAUGCUUUGUCCUGAAAGUCUAUAAAUGGAGGGGGAAAAUAAACAAAACCCCAGUUUUCUAAAAAAGUCAUGACAGAAUAAGCUGAAAUACCACCCCAACUUCAGUGAUAGACACAUUUUCCUGGGUUUCAUUCUUUUCCUAUUAUGCACACAGGAAUGAAUAUUCACAUAUGGCAGAGAGGAGAGCAAGUGCAUUUUGUGGGCAGCUAUCUGCACAAUAUACAAAUUUGGCAACAGUUAGGAAGGAAAAAAUUAAAGCAUCCAUCCUAUGCACAACAUAUAUUUGAUUAGUUGCCAGCCAAAAUAUAUUGCUUUUUGCUGGUGAAUAUAACAGUUGGGCAACUGACAAUGAACCUAAACAAUUCUGUAUAGAAUUGGGAUUGUUUUUUGGUUCUCUAUCUUUUAGUUUCUGCCAUUCAUAUAGAAACAUCAGGAUGGAAUAAAGGCGUGAGAAGUGCUGUACUGCAAAAGAAAUGUUGGAAUGCAGAAAAAACAGAUUUCACUUCCAGAAUGUUAUGCCUUCUCUUCUUAUUUACAAUCACAAAAGAAAGGGCACACACCAGCAGCAGGUUUACAACUUGGUCACAACUUGAUUUGAGAAUGGGCAGAUAAGCGAUCGUGCCAAUGCCAAUUCAUGCCAAAUCUAAAAUUUCAAAAUCACAUUUAAGCUUGCCAUCUAAUGGAAUACAAUCAGAUUCAAGAUCAACCUCUACCAUUAUCCAAGCAGUUAAGGAGAACUUCUGUUAGAGAACUAUUUAUUUAUUUAUAAAAUAGUUCUCUAACAGAAGGCCAUGUAUCCUACCACCUAUCUUGAUCAAGGAGCUGGUUUUUCUGCCAUGCCAUAGCUCUCCCCUCCCUAGCCAAUUGCUCAAGCCUGCUAUUCUGUGUGAAGUAUUUUGAAGGCCCCUCCCCCGCCCCGCUGCCACCUAGUUGAACAUAUGUUUUCUGUUUCCUUGCGGUUGCCCAAAUCUGUUGGGGGCUUCGCUCUGGCCCAUUGCAUCUCAAAUGCUAAUACCAUGGGCUUCCUUCUGCUCUGCUUCUUGGCUUCCUUCCCUUUUAUUGAAAUAAAAAGUUAUAAGAUACAUAAUAAAAGAAAUUUUAAAACUCAAAUUUGUGAAAACUUGAAUACAUCUAGCAGGGUAUUGUCCUCAGAGGAGGGAGAAGAAAAACCUACUCCCCUUUUACCAGAGUGAGGAUCGUGAAGAAAAUGCAUUCCCAUCCCACAAAAGUGACAAGUGAUGGCAUGGGAUGGCUCUUACAGUUAAACAAUUCAUCUCCAAAGCCUCUCCUUAUGUGUUCUAAUUCUCAUGUAAUUCUCCCUUAACAACUGGCAUGCAAAUGAAGGGGAUCUUUUAAUCAGGUUUUUUAUGAGUUACCACAGCAGUUCCCUUGUUCGCUGAGCUGCAUUUGGAGUCUUGAGAUUUUAGCUUAACUUAAUAUUCUACAAAAGGUUGCUAUCUUGGAGGAAUGAAUUUGUGUUUUAUUCCCCAUCUCUUGAUGAUGGCAUCCACUUAAGUUCCAUAACUAUCUUAUC
Molecule: messenger RNA, 3619 nt
Organism: Python bivittatus (Burmese python)
Lineage: Eukaryota; Metazoa; Chordata; Lepidosauria; Squamata; Pythonidae
Source: RefSeq, a predicted model, not a curated record